AUGACUCUGCAAUGUCAGCAUUGCUACCUUCAGUUCCUGACUGGAGCGCACACGACAGAGGACAAUCGCAGUAUACGAACACCGGGUAAAGAGGCUUUACCCAGAGCCACAGUGAGAGUAACCCCAGAAAGAUCUGUGUUCACUGGAGAGACAGUCACUCUGAAAUGUGAGAUAGAGAAUCAGUACAGAUCAUUAAACUGGAGAUAUCAGUGGUAUAAAGACACAAAGUUUUACAGUUCCACUGUAUACAGCGACUCUCUCACUAUCAAUGGAGUUACUGAAUCUGAUCAGGGCCGGUUCAGCUGUAGUGCAGAGAUACACGGACGACCAAAGACUUCACUAUCAAGCUCUGCUGUUGAUCUCAAUGUGAAGGCUUUACCCAAGGCUACAGUAAAAGUACCAGACAGCCCUGUGUUCACUGGAGAGACAGUCACUCUGAAGUGUGAGAUAGAUCAGUACAGAUCAUUAAACUGGAGAUAUCUGUGGUAUAAAGGUAGAACUGGGACUGCAGUGUUUAAGGGAAACAUCUACACCAUCAGCUCACCAUCAGAUCGGGAUGAGUUCUGGUGUAGAGGAGAGAGAGAUGGACGACCCUCAUCCUCACAGGACAGUGAUCAUGUGACUCUCUCUGUUAAAGCUUUACCCAGAGCUACAGUGAGUGUAACACCAGACAGAUCUGUGUUCACUGGAGAGACAGUCACUCUGAAGUGUGAGAUAGAGAAUCAGCACAGAUUAUUAACCUGGAGAUAUCAGUGGUAUAAAGGCACAACAAAAGCCUCUAAGUUUCAGCAUUACACUGUAAACAAAGACUCUCUCACUAUCAAUAGAGUUCCUGAAUCUGAUCAGGGUGAGUUCAGCUGUAGUGCAGAGAUACACGGACGACCAAAAACUUCGCUAUCAAGCUCUUCUGUUUAUCUAAAUGUGACGGCUUUACCCAAAAUUACAGUGAGAGUAACCCCAGACAGAUCUGUGUUCACUGGAGAGACAGUCAAUCUGAAGUGUGAGACAGAGGAUCAGUACAGAUCAUUAAACUGGAGAUAUCACUGGUAUAAAAACACAACAAAAAUCUCUAAGUUUCAGCAUUACACUGUAAACAGAGAGUCUCUCACUAUCAAUGGGGUUACUGAAUCUGAUCAGGAUGAGAUCAACUGUGGAGCAGAGAUACACGGACGACCAAAGACUUCACUAUCAAGCUCUGCUGUUCAUCUCACUGUGAAUGCUUUACCCAGAGUUACAGUGAGAGUAACACCAGACAGAUCUGUGUUCACUGGAGAGACAGUCACUCUGAAGUGUGAGAUAGAGGAUCAGUACAGAUCAUUAAACUGGAGAUAUCUGUGGUAUAAAGACACAACUGGGACUUCAGUGUUUGAGGGAAACAUCUACACCAUCAGAUCACCAUCAGAUCAGGAUGAGUUCUGGUGUAUAGGAGAGAGAGAUGGACGACCCUCAUCCUCACAGGACAGUGAUCAUGUGACUCUCUCUGUUAAAGCUUUACCCAGAGCUACAGUGAGUGUUACACCAAAAAGUCCUGUGAUCAUUGGAGAGACAGUCACUCUGAAGUGUGAGAUAGAGAAUCAGGACAGAUCAUUAAACUGGAGAUAUCAGUGGUAUAAAAACACAACUGCAGUGUUAAACUUUGGGCAAUACACUAUAAACAGAGACUCUCUGACUAUCACUGGAGUUACUGAAUCUGAUCAGAAUGAGUUCAGCUGUAGUGCAGAGAUACAUGGACGUCCAAAGACUUCACUAUCAAGCUCAUCUGUUCGUCUUACUGUUAAAGAAAGACCAACACCUGAAGUGUCUGUUUGGCCUGGUGAAGAUGUAUACAAAGGAGAAACUGUCAAUCUCACAUGUGUCAUCAAUAGAGGAGUCGUCAGCAGCUGGCAGUACAGCUGGCAUAAAGAUUCAUCAUUUGACAACAUGAGUGACCUUCAGAAUUACACAAUCAGAUCUGUUACGGAGUCUGACGCAGGUAAAUACACCUGUAGAGGAAAUGAGACCAAUGGACCACAAUACUCAGACAUCAGUGAUGCAGUUACACUGACAGUAUCAGAAAGACCAACACCUCAAGUGUCUGUUUGGCCUGCUGAUCAUGUAUUCAGAGGAAAAGCUGUCACUCUUACAUGUGUCAUCAAUGGAGGAGGAGUCAGCAGCUGGGAGUAUAGCUGGUAUAAAGAUUCAAUCAUCCAGCAGAAUAAACUCCAGUAUUACACAAUCAGACCUGUUACUGAGUCUGACGCAGGAAACUACACCUGUAGGGGAAAUUAUAUCAAUGGAUUACGAUACUCACACAUCAGUGAUGCAGUUACACUGACAGUAUCAGAUAAACCACAGACAGUUUUAAGUGUUUCUCCACAGCAGUGGUUGACUGAAGGAGAUUCAGUGACUCUGAUGUGUGAGGUUAUAAGUUCAUCUACAGGCUGGACAUUCAGCUGGUUCAUUGUACAGAUGAAUAAAGAUGUUGAUUAUGAGCUGGUGUCAGUCAGCAGUGGAGGAUCUAAAGGCAUCUACACGGUGAGUUCAGUGAAUAUGAAGCACACAGGAGUUUAUAUGUGCAGAGCAGAGAGAGGAGAUCCAGUCUAUCACACAGAGUACAGUAACGGAAAAAUACUGUGGAUCACUGGUGUUUCUCCUUCAGUCUCUCUGAUCAUCAGACCCAACAGAUCUAAACACUUCUCAUCUGAAUCUCUCUCUCUGAGCUGUGAGGAUCAAAGUAACUCUACUGGAUGGACAUUGAGAAGAUACACAGACGAACUGGAAUCUUGUUCAUUAUCAGACAGGAGAUCUACACGAACAACAUCAACAUGUACAAUCAGAUCUCUCCACACAUCUGAUACUGGAGUGUACUGGUGUCAGUCUGAAUCUGGAGAGAAACUUCAUCCUGUUAAUAUCUCAGUACACUAUGUUGAUGUGAUUCUGGACAGUCCUGUUCAUCCUGUGACUGUAGGAGAUAAUCUGACUCUACACUGUUUAUAUCGAUAUAAAAAACCCUCUAACCUGAGAGCUGAAUUUUAUAAAGAUGGAUCAGUGGUGCAGAUUACAGGAGACAUGAUGAUCAUCCCUACAGUCUCAAAGUCACAUGAGGGUUUCUACUACUGUAAACACCCAGAGAGAGGAGAGUCUCUAAAGAGCUGGAUCUCAGUCAGAGAUACACCAACUAUGACUGUGCAGCCACAGACGUCUGUGUUCAUUGGAGACUCAGUUACUCUGACCUGUAAGAUGUCUCAGUCCACUGAAUGGGAGUUUAUCUUUAUCACACCAUCAAACACUCAAUCCACUAUAACUACAGGAACUACAACAAUCAGAUCUGUGCUAGUCUCUGAUGGAGGAGAGUACAAGUGCAGAGCCAGAAGAAGAGAAAACCAUCAGAUUUACACACAAUACAGUAAACCAGUAAAAGUGACAGUGCAGAAUAUAACACCAACUCUGACUGUGCAGCCACAGAUGCCUGUGUUCAUUGGAGACUCAGUUACUCUGAUCUGUGAGGUUCAUCAGUCCACUGGAUGGGAGUUUGUCUUUAUCACACCAUCAAACACUGAAUCCACUGAAACUACAGGAACUAAAACAAUCAGAUCUGUGCGAGUCUCUGAUGGAGGAGAUUACAUGUGCAGAGCCAGAAAAAGAAGAAACCCUCAGGUUUACACACAAGACAGUGAACCAAUAACAGUGACAUUACAGAAAAGACCAACACCUCAAGUGUUUGUUUGGCCUGCUGAUCAUGUAUACAAAGGAGAAACUGUCAAUCUUACAUGUGUCAUCAAUGGAGGAGGAGUCAGCAGCUGGCAGUACAGCUGGUAUAAAGAUGAUUCAGACAUCCAGCAUUAUGAAGAGAUUUACACAAUCAUAUUUUUUAAUGAGUCUCACACAGGUAAAUACACCUGUAGAGGAAAUGAGACCAGUGGAUCACGAUACACACACAUCAGUAAUGCAGUUACACUGACAGUAUCAGGUGAGUCUGUUUAUCUGUAUUCAUCAUCAUCCACAAUAUAA
Molecule: messenger RNA, 3990 nt
Organism: Paramisgurnus dabryanus
Lineage: Eukaryota; Metazoa; Chordata; Actinopteri; Cypriniformes; Cobitidae
Source: RefSeq, a predicted model, not a curated record